Belonocnema kinseyi is the source of this 514-nucleotide messenger RNA. RefSeq names its product transmembrane protein 138. The record is from RefSeq and is a predicted model, not a curated record. Bases 16 to 501 code for a protein of 161 amino acids. Gene Ontology annotation, cellular component: cilium. The transcript is spliced from 4 exons. Lineage: Eukaryota; Metazoa; Arthropoda; Insecta; Hymenoptera; Cynipidae.
UGAUUAUUCGUCUAAAUGAAUAUUUUAACACAAAGAAGGUAUUCCGUGAUAUUAUUUAUGCAAUAUCUUCUAUUAAUUUUUGAUAUCUGCAUCAAUUCUUUUGCUAGUUUUGCCAGACCAAGUCCAGUGGAUUUACUCGUACUUUAUGUAAUACAAGACUUUUGUUUAAUAGUUGCCCUCACUGUGCUCCUUGUGAGUUUUUUCUCCACCUACAUUUUUCAGGUGGGAUUGAUACAACUGCUCUACACACAAUUUCGUGUAACUCUUAUUUUAUGUAUCAUUUACAUAAUUUUGAGCAUAGGAUUGCAUUCUUGGCACAUGACAUUGCAUUGGCCUACCCCUUUCAGUCACUACUGGACAAGAGGCUUUCAUAGUCUCUAUUCUAUACACAAAGCAGUGGCCGUUUUAUAUUACUAUUUUUACAAAAGAGCAUCUUUGAGAGUCGGAGACCCGAGAUAUUACGAAAGCUCAACUUGGUUGCAGAAACGCAGUCUUCCAUAAAAAAAAUUCGACU